GAGCGCUUCACGGAGCCCCACGAGAUCCAGCAGCCGCUGGUGGUCAUCGGCGUGGGGGUGGCGGGACUCAUCAUCAACCUACUGGGGCUCUGCCUCUUCAACCACCACGGUGUCGGGGGCCACGGCCAUUCCCACGGCCACGGCCACUCGCACAGCGGCAGGCAGCAUUCCCGCGGCGGCCCCAAGCCGGAGCAGCCACCCGGGGAUGGGGAAGCUGCUCUGCACCGGGAGGAGACCAGCACCUUGGUGGAGAACUGCAGCAGCUCCAACGGGGUCAGUCAGGAAAAGCUAGGCGAUAUGAAAGACGACAUGACUGAUGUACAAGUGAAUGGGAACGCUGGUCAUUAUCCUCUGGAUGCAGAGGAGGUUGAAGAAGACUCUAGUGCACAGCUUAACAUGCGUGGAGUUUUUCUGCAUGUUUUCGGAGAUGCCUUAGGUUCAGUAAUUGUGGUAGUCAAUGCCUUGCUCUUUUAUGGGUUGUGGAAUCCAUGCCCCAAAGAUGGACCCUGCUUUAAUCCAUGUGUCAAUAACCAUUGCAUGGAAAAUGCUACUUUAUCCCAAACACUUGGCAAAGCAAACGUGUCUGAGCAGGAGAGCAUUACAGUGGCUGGUCCAUGCUGGUUGCUGUAUUUAGAUCCUGUCCUUUGUUUGAUUAUGGUUUGCAUACUCCUUUAUACAACUUACCCGUUACUUAGGGAGUCAGCCCUUAUACUUCUGCAAACUGUUCCCAAACAAAUAGAUGUUCAUUCUUUGAACUCAAAAUUACGUACCCUUGAAGGAGUUGAAGCAGUCCAUGAAUUACACAUUUGGCAGCUAGCAGGCAGUAGGAUCAUUGGCACUGCUCACAUAAAGUGUCCUGACCCUUCCACGUACAUGAUGGUGGCGAAGCGCAUAAAAGAGAUAUUUCAUGAUGAAGGGAUUCACGCAACUACCAUUCAGCCCGAGUUUGCCAGCGUUGGCUCUGAAUCAGGGAGAGGGAAAUGCGAGUUUCCUUGCAGGACUCAGUGUGCUUUGAAGCAGUGUUGCGGAGCAGGAGAAGACAGUACUUCAAGGAAGACAGAAAAAUCUUCGUCACUUAGUAUUUCUUGUUCAGAAGUUGUCAUUGAAUUUCCGAAAACGAGAAGGACUAAGUCGGAGAGCAUCCCUGCAGUGAAGCUAGAGGGAAACAUCGAUCAAAACGAGCAGUUUGAAUCAUCUUUGUAACUCCCUGAAUGGUGCUACCUGACUUCUGGUGACUGUGACAACAGCUCUAUUGCAAGAGGAAGAGACAGACGUUUGAGAUGCAAUUUUGCCAAGUAGUGUAAUUGCUGAAGUCCUUGUUCUUGUCAUAUUGCUAAACCUAGAAUGCUUGUUUUAAAUAACAUGUCACUGUCAUGAUACAAUGUGUUUGUGUUGAUUUUUGUACCGACAGACAGAAAGUGCACCAAUGCUGUAACAACUUUGGAAAACCAGUUUCAGCAUCUCAGCAGAGACACUUUUUGCUGUGCUUCAAAUUACAAUAUUUUUCCCAGUGAAAAGGUAUUUGAGGGAUAAGCAUGUAGGAACUCAACUUGUGUUACAGAUUUCUUGGACCUACUCUUUCCUUUAAUAUUUGAUUUGUAGCUAUUUUAAUAUAUUGUUUAUUUAGAAGCCCUAAGGAAACCAAAGUUCAUAGAACGUUUUUAAAAAUAUAGCUACUUAAAACUGGAAACCACUUUGCAGUUUCACAUAUUUUUCUUAAACCUAUAAAAUAAUAAAUGUGAAGGCUUUUCUAAUGAAUUUGUCAUAUAGCAUAUUUUAAACAGAACAUCAAGUGAUUGUUAGAAACUGUCCCCACUUUUCCUGAUAGGGCAGCGAGGUAAUUAAAAUCAACUACUUGUGAUAGUGUCAGAUGUGAAAGGUUUUUUUUUUUUCCUAGCAGAAUGGAGGUUCAAGCUGCUGUAUACUGCUGUGUGAUCAAGAUGUGAGACUGAUAAAAUAACAC
Mesitornis unicolor (brown roatelo) is the source of this 1963-nucleotide messenger RNA. RefSeq names its product solute carrier family 30 (zinc transporter), member 1 (gene SLC30A1). Gene Ontology annotation, biological process: detoxification of zinc ion; intracellular zinc ion homeostasis; zinc ion transmembrane transport. Lineage: Eukaryota; Metazoa; Chordata; Aves; Mesitornithiformes; Mesitornithidae. The record is from RefSeq and is a predicted model, not a curated record. The annotation marks the transcript as partial. Gene Ontology annotation, cellular component: endoplasmic reticulum; Golgi apparatus. Gene Ontology annotation, molecular function: zinc ion transmembrane transporter activity; calcium channel inhibitor activity. The transcript has 2 exons.